AUGAAAACCUAUUGGUUUUUGAUGUUUGGAUUUGUUCCAGGAUUACGUUUUACAUGUGCCAAAGGCAUGAAGGCUGCUAUGUGGUUUUUGUUAGUGGGAGUCCUUUUCUAUGUUGUCAGUUGUAACUUGGUGGACGUAGAUCUUAAUGUUGAUCGAAAAGAUUGGAAGAAUCCUUUGGAUCCAUUUUCGGCAAGUUCCGCCGGAAAGUCGGACUUGGUUUUGUGCAAGGAAAAGCUAGCUUCCUGCCAAAAGACUUGUGAAGUGUUCUACGUUGAUGCAAAGGCAGUAAUUCGUUUGAAUCGGGAGCAGGUAAACAUUUUGAGGAAUUAUUUGAAGACGAAUGAAGAGACACUGUCACAACGAGAACAGAUUCGUGAUAUCAUGGAAAAUAUUAUUGUUCAGUUCCAUAAUGGAGCCCCGGUGGCGCUGAGAGUUGCACUUGCUAAACUGAGUACAGUUGGAAAGACCCUGCGCGAAAAGAACAAAUUUGAGAAAAGUUCUGCGGCUAGGCUAACACCUGACCUUCUUAUUUGA
This is a messenger RNA of Enterobius vermicularis (human pinworm), 534 nucleotides long. The record is from the annotation of a GenBank genome assembly. Lineage: Eukaryota; Metazoa; Nematoda; Chromadorea; Rhabditida; Oxyuridae.